This is a messenger RNA of Hydractinia symbiolongicarpus, 1027 nucleotides long. RefSeq lists its product as uncharacterized. The coding region runs from base 127 to 537 and encodes 136 amino acids. The record is from RefSeq and is a predicted model, not a curated record. The transcript is spliced from 4 exons. Lineage: Eukaryota; Metazoa; Cnidaria; Hydrozoa; Anthoathecata; Hydractiniidae. Gene Ontology annotation, cellular component: membrane.
AACAAAAAUCAAUCAAGAAGUAAGAGCUAUUGAGCGAAGAAAUGAAAAUUGAAAAAUUUCUUUUACAUUUUCACUUCGUUUGCUUUGUUUGUUUGUUUAUUUCUUUAAUACCAUCAACAGUAAGCAAUGAAUGGUCGGUUGCUAUGGACGGUUACCAAGGCUUGUUUAAGAAAUGUUACAUCUUGUCCUCAUGUAACAGACACACAUCAAAAUCGUGAAGCUCAAAAAAUGUGCUUUUAUAAGAAUGCCCGAAUGGGAUUGCAGGUUAAAAACAAUAGUUUUACCAUUUCUUAUAGAAACCUUCAUUGCGAUGCAAGUCUUACAAAUUACAACAUGCAUAGCUACCAUAUGUGGUCUUAUAUACUGCUUCAUUUCAAUUCUGUUGAAAAAAUUUGUUCAUGCCAAGCUCUAUGUUUUAUCAUUGUUUUACGUGACAGUUUGUUUCUUUAUCAUCAUUGUGUUAGCAUUGUACACGAAGUUGGUACAUCAGUCGAUAAAAAGCGACAAAGUGAACUAUGGUUGGCCAGUAUACGCUGAAGUAUUCUCCAUACUUGUCUGCGUUGUAGGUGCUUUAGCAUCCAUUUUAUUUUACAGUCGAGAAAAAAAUAAAAGUGUACUACGAAUUCAAGCAAAAGAUUUACGAAGAUAGAAUUUAUUAUAGAAUUAUAUGUUAUACCAUAUAUAUGUGUGCAGCUAUAUAAAAUAAUUUUUUUUAAAUAUUUUUUUUUAAUUUUUAUGUUACAAGGUAACUGUUCUGCCCAAUCUUGGAACGCGCCCUGCCUUAAGACUGGUUAGGCCAAUCUUCCGACAGUGACAAAUGGCCGGCCAGUCUUAAGACUGGGCAAUUUUAUGCCCAAAGAUUGGGCAGCGUCACAAGAUUGGGGAGAGCAUAACAAUUUCAACAGUAUAUAUUGCAGGUUUUACGAGGUUGUAAAAUAAUCAUUUGAUAAAGUUGGUUGAUAUACCAACAAAAAUUAUGUCGUUUUCUCAUUUGAUGGCUAUUCCCAUUUUGAAAUGUUUUCAUAGA